Harpegnathos saltator (Jerdon's jumping ant) is the source of this 1930-nucleotide messenger RNA. RefSeq names its product odorant receptor 4-like. Gene Ontology annotation, molecular function: olfactory receptor activity; odorant binding. Lineage: Eukaryota; Metazoa; Arthropoda; Insecta; Hymenoptera; Formicidae. Gene Ontology annotation, cellular component: plasma membrane. Gene Ontology annotation, biological process: detection of chemical stimulus involved in sensory perception of smell; sensory perception of smell. The record is from RefSeq and is a predicted model, not a curated record. The transcript has 6 exons. Bases 719 to 1879 code for a protein of 386 amino acids.
UCAAUAUCGGUUUUUCUUUUAGUCUUUUAAAGAAGACAUAUUUAACAUAUAUCACACUACCAUUACACAUUACCAAAUAUCACACAGCCGUUUCGUCUCUUUCUGCGUGGAAGAAGAAGAAUCGCACGUCGAGAUUCGCCUUUUCACCAAUGCAUUGUCCUCACUUGCAAUCCCAUCGGUCGACUGUUCGAUCCUCCUUGUGAACACCCACGACAUGUACUGCGAUCUUCAGACAAUGGCUGGUCGCGAUACGUCUUCACCUUGCGACCUCGCGACAUCUUGGCGACACCUUCUUUUUCCCGGCGAAGCAACUUUUUGAACUACGCGCAUGCGGCGGGCAGCUCAGGGGAGAAAUGUUCUUUUACUUUACGAAAUUACUUUCUUCGUUGCAUCUUUAAUGUAAACGCGCACAUUUACAUGUACAACCAGCGCAUACGAGGCGUCCUCUAAUUUUCAAUUGCAGAAGCUGUCAUCGAGACUGAAAUUACUAUAACAUAUAACUGCAGUUUUGUACGCAAUGUAGCGUAAAUAUUUUAUGAAUAGCAAUUCGAAUGUGCCAAUGGCCGAUGACGUGGUGCUGAGUUUGAUCGAGCUAUCGUAACCCGCGGGCAGACCUCAGCCACGGGUGAAGUUAUUUCACGACAUAGACCCCGUCCGAGUUCAUCUCCCCCACGAGAUAUCGCUUGUCGUUCACGAAAGGAUUUGUACGAGAAGGGGGAUGGUGACGAGUACACUCAGUCGGGCGGUAAAAAUCGGCCUUCACUUUUACGGCAUUCGGCCAUAUUUACCGACCACCGUAUUGUUUCGAUUGUAUUGGAUCAUGGCGCUAAGUACGGCUCAAGUCUUUCAAUAUCGAUACGUGAUCGUAAACAUUGAUACGGAUGACUUCUCCGAGUACAUGGAUGGAGUAAGUAGUGCGAUGGCCUCCUCGUUGCUCUUCAUCAAACUCGCCAUAUUGUGGAGCAAUCAACGAACAUUUCAAAAGAUAUUACAAAUGAUGGACGCCGACUGGAGGAAUUACACUUCAAACCACUUCGGCUUAAAUCUGAUGACGAAAACAGCCUAUGUCGCACAUCGCGCCUCAAGGUUGAUCAUCGGCCUGCAAGUUGUCGCUGUGUUUUUCUACACUUAUGGAGUGCUCGCUGCUAACGCAGGUGAUCCCAACAGAUGGGAGCCGUACGCGCGAGAACUCAUUCUAAAAAUGGAUUUUCCGUUCAAUAUCAGCACAAAUUCGCUUUAUUUGAGCAUUACGAUCGUGCAGUUUGUUCAUCUAAUGCUAGUCGCCUGCGGUAUCACUGUUAUCAAUUCGCUCCUUGUCACUCUGAUACUGCACGACUGUGGGCAAAUUGAUAUUCUUUGCGAAUGGCUCACGAAAAUGUUCUCCAGGGAUACGUCACAGUGUAAUACAGAAGAGUUCACAACGCGCUCGGUAGUCAUCAAACACCAGCGAAUCAUCGAAUUUUCGGACAACAUCGAGAAUGUUUAUACGUAUAUCGCAAUGAUGAUACUGCUGUCGGACACUUUGAUCACGUGUUGCUUAGGAUUCAUCAUCGUUACCUCGAUUGGCACGCCCAACGGUGGAGCGAUUCUGGUGAAGUCUGUGUUGUUUUACAUCACGAUGAAUCUUGAAGUCUUCAUAUACUGCUUCGCCGGGGAACAUCUGAGCGCCAAGAGUAGAAAAAUCACGGACGCGGCCUACGAUUCCCUCUGGUACAACACUCCAAGCAAAUACAAGUAUGUGAUGUUGUUCAUCAUAUUGAAAGCGCAAAGGCGAUUGACGAUCACGAGCGGCAAAAUCAUGGACCUUUCCUUGGAACGUUUCACUAGCGUCGUAAAGGCAUCGGCGUCAUACAUAUCGGUGUUACUGGCAAUGUACUGAAGAUAGACAAAGUAUUAAUACUGGUUGUUAAAAUAGCAUUGUAUGGGCAGU